Molecule: messenger RNA, 1723 nt
Organism: Suncus etruscus (white-toothed pygmy shrew)
Lineage: Eukaryota; Metazoa; Chordata; Mammalia; Eulipotyphla; Soricidae
Gene: GPC1
Product: glypican 1
Exons: 9
Coding region: 25-1692 (555 amino acids)
Biological process (GO): negative regulation of fibroblast growth factor receptor signaling pathway; regulation of protein localization to membrane; cell migration
Cellular component (GO): synapse; extracellular region; plasma membrane
Molecular function (GO): fibroblast growth factor binding
Source: RefSeq, a predicted model, not a curated record
GCGAGAGGCCGGGCCGGGGGCGCCAUGGAGCUCCGCGCCCCGGCCUGGUGUCUGCUGUGCGCCGCCGCGCUGGCCGCCUGCGCCCGCGGGGACCCGGCCAGCAAGAGCCGGAGCUGCGGCGAAGUCCGCCAGAUCUACGGCGCCAAGGGCUUCAGCCUGAGCGACGUGCCCCAGACGGAGCUCUCGGGGGAACACCUGCGGAUCUGCCCCCAGGGCUCCACCUGCUGCAGUGCUGCCAUGGAGGAGAAACUGGCCAACCGCAGCCGUGCUGAGCUGGAGGAAGCGCUCCUGGACAGCGGCCGCGCCCUGCAGGCCGUGCUGGCCACGCAGCUACGGGCCUUCGACGACCACUUCCAGCGCCUGCUGAACCAGUCGGAGCGCACGUUGCUGGCCGCCUUCCCCGGUUCCUUCGGGGAGCUGGACGCGCAGAGCGCCCGCGCCUUCCGGGACCUGUAUGCCGAGCUGCGCCGCUACUGCCGCGGGGCCGGCUUGCACCUAGAAGAGACACUGGCCGAGUUCUGGGCGCGGCUGCUGGAGCGGCUUCUGCGCCUGCUGCACCCGCGCCUGCUGCUGCCUGACGACUACCUGGACUGCCUGGGCAAGCAGGCAGAGCCGCUGCGGCCCUUUGGAGACGCCCCGAGGCAGCUGCGCCUGCGUGCCACUCGUACGCUUGUGGCUGCCCGCGCCUUCCUGCAGGGCCUGGGCGUGGCCGGGGACGUAGUCCGGAAGGUGGUCCAGGUGCCUCUGGGCCCCGAGUGCUCCAGGGCCGUCAUGAGACUGAUGUACUGUGCACCCUGCCUGGGGGUCACUGGUGCUCGGCCCUGCCCCGACUACUGUCGAAACGUGCUCAAGGGCUGCCUGGCCAACCAGGCCGACCUGGACGCUGAAUGGAGGAACCUCCUGGACUCCAUGGCGCUGGUCACCGACAAGUUCUGGGGCCCGUCAGGCGCAGAGAGCGUCAUGGGCAGUGUACACAUUUGGCUGGCAGAGGCUGUCAAUGCGCUGCGGGACAGUCAGGACACAAUGAUGGCCAAGGUCAUCCAGGGCUGCGGAAAUCCCAGAGUGAACCCUGAAGGUGCCGAGGAGUCUCGGCACCGAAACAAGCUGGUGCUUCCAGAGAUGCCACCCACAGGGGCCCUGGACAAGCUGGUACCCGAGGCCAAGGCCCAGCUCCGCGCCGCACAGGACUUCUGGAUCAGCCUUCCAGGGAUGUUGUGCACUGAGAAGCUGGCCAUGAGCAUUGCCAGUGAUGAGCACUGUUGGAAUGGCAUGGCCAGGGGCCGGUACCUCCCAGAGGUGAUGGGUGAUGGCCUGGCCAACCAGAUCAACAACCCUGAGGUGGAGGUGGAUAUCACCAAGCCAGACAUGAGCAUUCGCCAGCAGAUCAUGCAGUUGAAGAUCAUGACCAACCGCCUGCGUAGUGCCUACAAUGGUGACGAUGUGGACUUCCAGGAUGCCAGUGACGAUGGGAGCGGCUCGGGCAGUGGAGAGGGCUGCCCGGAUGCCAUUUGUGGCCACCGGGGAGGCAGGAAAAGCCCUAGCUCCAGGACAUCCCUGACCCAUGCCCUGCCCGGUCUGUCGGAGCAGGAAGGCCAGAAGACCUCGGGCGUGGGGUGCCCGCAGCCCCACGUGCCCAUGCUGCUCCUGCUGCUCACUCUGAUCCUGUCAGCGGCCAGGCCCUGUUGGUGGUAACUGCCUGCAGCUCUGGCAACCAAGGCCACGG